AUGGCCGCGGCGCUACGCGCCGGGCGCCGCUUCUUGCCGGGCUCGCUGCGCUCCGCCAUGCAGCCGGCGGCGGCUCCUGCGGCCCGAGCCGCGGCGGGGGACAGCGGCUGGCUGGGCUCGCUGCGCUUCGACAACCUGGCGCUGCGCUCGCUGCCCGUGGACCCGAGCGAGGAGCCGGCGCCGCGGCCCGUGCCCGGCGCCUGCUUCUGCCGCGCGCGGCCCAGCCCGCUGCUCAACCCGCGCCUCGUGGCCUGGUCGCCGCCGGCCCUGGCGCUGCUGGGGCUGGAGGCGGCGGCGCCCGGCGAGCGGCCGGCGCGCGAGGCCGAGGCCGCGCUCUACUUCAGCGGCAACCGGCUGCUGCCGGGCUCCGAGCCCGCCGCGCACUGCUACUGCGGCCACCAGUUCGGCAGCUUCGCGGGCCAGCUGGGCGACGGCGCCGCCAUGUACCUGGGCGAGGUGCUGGGCCCAGACGGCGAGCGCUGGGAGCUGCAGCUCAAGGGCGCCGGCCUCACGCCCUUCUCCCGACAAGCUGAUGGUCGGAAAGUGCUGCGGUCAAGUAUCCGAGAAUUCCUGUGCAGUGAGGCGAUGUUUCACCUGGGAAUACCGACAACGAGAGCUGGAACAUGCGUGACGUCUGACUCGAAAGUUGUUCGUGACAUAUUUUAUGAUGGAAAUCCAAAAAACGAAAGGUGUACAGUUGUCUUGAGAAUAGCUUCGACUUUUUUAAGGUUUGGAUCUUUUGAAAUUUUUAAGCCGACAGAUGAGUAUACAGGGCGCAAAGGUCCUAGUGUUGACCGGAAUGAUAUUCGAAUACAAAUGCUCGAUUAUGUGAUCGGCACUUUCUACCCGGAAAUCCAGGAAGCUUAUUCUGACAACAGCAUUCAGAGAAAUGCUGCCUUCUUUAAAGAGAUAACCAAACGGACUGCAAGACUGGUUGCAGAGUGGCAGUGCGUUGGCUUUUGCCACGGAGUGCUGAACACAGACAACAUGAGCAUAGUUGGACUUACAAUUGACUAUGGCCCCUUUGGAUUUAUGGACAGAUAUGACCCUGAACACAUUUGCAAUGGCUCUGAUAAUACAGGACGCUAUGCUUACAACAAGCAGCCAGAAAUUUGCAAGUGGAAUCUAGGAAAGCUCGCGGAAGCUUUAGUUCCAGAGCUGCCUCUGGAAAUCAGUGAGCUCAUCUUGGAAGAGGAGUAUGAUGCAGAAUUUGAGAAACACUAUUUGCAGAAGAUGAGGAAGAAGCUAGGAUUGAUUCAGCUGGAAUUAGAAGAUGAUAAGAAGCUGGUGUCUGAACUUCUUGAAACUAUGCAUCUCACAGGUGGAGACUUCACAAAUAUUUUCUUCUUGCUGAGUUCAUUCUCAGUAGAUUCUGAUACUUCCAGACUAGAAGAUUUCUUAGAGAAGCUAGUGGGUCAGUGUGCUUCCUUGGAGGAACUCAAAGUUGCUUUCAAACCCCAAAUGGAUCCAAGACAGCUGUCAAUGAUGCUGAUGCUGGCUCAGUCCAACCCUCAGCUUUUUGCAUUAAUUGGAACAAAAGCUAAUAUCAAUAAAGAAUUAGAGCGUAUUGAGCAGUUCUCCAAGCUGCAGCAGCUCACAGCAGCUGAUAUAGUCAGUAGGAAUCAAAGACAUUGGAAAGAAUGGCUGGAGAAAUACAGAGUCCGUUUACAGAAAGAAGUAGAAAACGCUGGCAGUGCCGAUGUCUGGAAUACAGAUCGUGUGAAAGUUAUGAAUUCAAAUAAUCCAAAAUACAUCUUGAGAAACUAUAUCGCUCAGAAUGCAAUAGAAGCAGCUGAAAACGGGGAUUUCUCAGAGGUAAGAAAUGUAUUGAAACUUCUAGAGAAUCCCUUCCAAGGAAUAGAAAGUGCCAGGGAGGCAGAGGAAGAAGCAGAGGAGGGCACAACUGCUGGGGCCUGUGCUCAGGAGGCCACAAGCAGAGCGUCCUACUGCAGCAAACCUCCCCUGUGGGCCGCAGAGCUCUGCGUUACGUGAUCUUCCUAACUGCCUUGUCCUGUCCUUCGCUGUAAGCUGAAGACUGUCAUCCUUCUGCAGCAGUGAAGCAUUGAGCAAGGCAACCGUGAAAGUGCUGUGAAGCUGGAGAGAACAGCCCUGCGUUGGGGUGUUUGUGCAACAGCUGGUGCAGUGGUGGAUCAUGAGCUUAACCAGACCAGUGACAGGCCAUGCCCACCAUUGAUCUAAAUGCUUAGACACUGACAGACUUGCCGGGUUCAUUUUGCACCUAGAGGAGAAAGCAAUAUUUUAUGCUGAAGCACAAAGAACUUGAACUAUCCCGAGGAGUUGUUCUUACAUGAAGACAAAAAGAGCAAGUCAGGAAUCUGAUCUGUUUUUGUCUGAUGUCCUAACAGUACUUUCCAGUUUUAUUUGCUGCUUUUCUUUCUGUGCAGGGACUUCUCAUUCUCUUUUAAUGGAGGAAUAGGCUCAAUGUUGCUUAUUUGAAGCUAUGUUUCAUGUAAUUACGUCGUUCAUUUCUUGUGAACCUUCAGAAUGACAUUUGAUUGUUAUUUUUAGAGAAUUGGUGCAGGCUGGGGCUUGCAGGGGGAGCAGUCAAAUCUUGUUCUUUGUGAUACACAAAGAGAGCAGAAUUAAGGGAGAGUAUUUAUUUAUACUUGGAAAUCCUGGUGGAAAAGUUUAUUCAGGUUCAGUAUGUAUGCAUACAAUAUACACAUGUAUAAAUACUUAAGUAAGAGUCACCUCUCUUAAGUAAGACUUAAGUAAGAGGCCAUGGCUGCAGUUCAUGAGCUGGUUGAUUCCGUCAACC
Messenger RNA from Nothoprocta perdicaria, 2779 nucleotides. It is a transcript of the gene SELENOO, whose product is annotated as selenoprotein O. The transcript is spliced from 9 exons. Lineage: Eukaryota; Metazoa; Chordata; Aves; Tinamiformes; Tinamidae. The record is from RefSeq and is a predicted model, not a curated record.